Messenger RNA from Penicillium hordei, 993 nucleotides. RefSeq lists its product as uncharacterized. NCBI's taxonomy places the organism in Eukaryota, Fungi, Ascomycota, Eurotiomycetes, Eurotiales, Aspergillaceae. The transcript has 2 exons. Bases 1 to 993 code for a protein of 330 amino acids. The record is from RefSeq and is a predicted model, not a curated record.
AUGUCCGUGCUUUGGCGAGCAUUUGUCGAUGCCAUCGGCAUCCUAAGGUGGUCGGGUACCCCGCCGUGUGGAGACCCUGGAGCGUUCGCGGCCGAAGGAAUUGCCAACCGCUUCUCGCACAAAAUAGCGUAUACUCUCUUUAGUAGCAGCCUCGUGGACUACGCUGACAAAUACCGUGGUAUGCAAGCCGUCGUGAUGAACGAGUUUGAAGCCUUCGCCGGCAUCACCCUCAAAGACGUCCAGGGUGGAGGUUAUUACAUAGUACCCCCCUAUUUCAUCGAUAGCGUCAUUCAUCUGGCCGGUUUUAUCAUGAACGUGUCCGAUGCAAGUGACACCGCGAAAACAUUUUGUGUAACCCCUGGAUGGGAUAGUAUGCGCUUCGCUCGGUCUCUGGUCGCGAGCCAAAAGUACAGGUCCUAUGUCAAGAUGAUCCCGACAGAGGCCGACCCAUCUGUGUACCCUGGUGAUGUAUAUGUCUUCCAGGACGGUGUGAUUAUGGAAAUAGUUGGAGGCAUGCAGUUCCGCCGCUACCUACGCAUUCUGAUGAACCGUUUCUUUGCUGCACCAGACUCCUCGGUUGCUAUGUCUUAUACUGCCGCCAGCUUUUCUAGUCCUGCUGUGCCGGCACCGGCCCCUGCUCCAGCUGUAUCUCAGCCUAAGCCUACAGUGUACGACAUCGCUAAACCUUUAGCACCACGCCCUAUCCCUGUCCCUGUACCGACGAAUGCACCUAUACCAACUGCCCCUGCUGCAAUUGACUCGGACAGCACAUCAAGCAAGGCCUUGGUCUUAAUUGCUAGAGAAGCCGGCCUUGAUCUAUCUGACCUCGUUGACGAUGCUGCAUUUGCGGGUAUUGGAGUAGAUAGUCUGAUGAGUCUGGUGAUUGCAGAGAAGUUCCGUGAGGAACUGGGUAUUGUUGUUGCGGGAAGUUUCUUCUUGGAGUAUCCCACAGUCGGUUCUUUGAGGUCAUGGUUGGAAGAGUAUUAUAGUUAG